Molecule: messenger RNA, 699 nt
Organism: Protopolystoma xenopodis
Lineage: Eukaryota; Metazoa; Platyhelminthes; Monogenea; Polystomatidea; Polystomatidae
Source: the annotation of a GenBank genome assembly
CUGGUUUUUAUUGCGCAUUAUAGUUUCAAUCAUUGUUUUUAUUCUCAUGUUAUCUUACUUUUUUACUGUUUUACUUUUCCUUUCUUAGUUGAUGGCAUUCGGUACGUCGUCGACGGUGGCUACUGCAAGUUGAAGGUUUUUAAUCCAAAGAUCGGUAUGGAUGCACUUCAGAUAUUUCCUAUUAGCCAAGCGAAUGCUAACCAGAGAGCUGGUCGUGCUGGCAGAACCGGACCAGGAGUUUGCUACCGACUAUACACUAUUAGUCAAUAUCAAGAAGAAAUGCUGACCUCAACAGUGCCUGAGAUUCAGCGUACAAAUUUGGCUAACGUAGUACUGCUUCUUAAGUCCCUAGGUGUACAGGAUCUGAUGCGCUUCCACUUCAUGGAUGCUCCUCCACAAGACAACAUCCUUAAUUCUAUGUACCAGUUAUGGAUAUUCGGCGCGCUUGACAACACUGGAGCCCUAACUACAAUGGGCCGUCAGAUGGUUGAGUUUCCAUUGGAUCCUGCUCUCUCGAAGUUGCUUAUCGUUUCUUGUGACAUGCGUUGCUCCGAGGAAGUUCUCACCAUUGUUUCAAUGCUCUCUGUUCCAAGCAUAUUCUUCCGUCCUAAAGGAAGAGAGGAAGAGGCAGAUGCUGUCCGCGAGAAGUUCCAGGUAGAAUUUCAGUUUUGUUUUUUGUUAAAUUCCUUGCACUUCUAA